AAUCCCACUGGCAUCAGCUGUUUAAGCUGCGUUCCUGUAUCUGGUAGAGCAACGCUAAGGCCAUGGGUUUUAUUCCAAGGGAACACGUAUUGUAAACCUAUACUGGCCAUACAUUGGUGCACACUGACUCUAAGGGAUUCAGACUAAAAAAAAUAGUCUGAUUUUCAGAGUCAGAUCAGCCAUUACUCAAUUUAACAACAGCGAGGACAGGAGGAGGGGUGAAAAAUUGGACCUCUCAGCCACUCUCCUCCAAUGUCCCAGAGACACUAUGACUGCUGUUGGGUCACCAAACUGCUGAGUGAAACCCCUUGAAACGGCCCUCUGACUCACUCUUACCCAGAUAUGAAGGAGGUGAGGCUGUGGACAGCCAGUGACGUCUCUGAUUGGCUGACCGACGAAGGCUUGCAGGAGUACACCGAUGCAUUGCGGAACGUGGAUGGCCCUGCCCUCUUGAGACUGUCUGAGGAAGACUUUAAGGCCUCGCCUUUGUCCCUGGUCACAGGGGACAGUGGUCGACAGCUUUUGGAACGCAUAGAGACUUUGCGCUUCACCAACCACAUGAAGGCACACAAGAACAACAACCACGAAAACAGCCACCAUGCCAACGGUCACGCUGGCAUCGAUCUUGCCAAUGGCAGUGUGAGCAAUGGCAAGAUCCACAACGGCAUUCCAAAGAAUGGCUUGCACUCGAAACCGGUUCGCAUCUUGAUUCCAUCACUGCCUGAGCAGGAGCGCACGCCGUAUCCCACGGAGUGGUUCAAAACAGGUGUGGCCUUCCUUUACGCUCUGUUCUGCUUCCUCACCACAACAGUUGUGAUCUCAGUGGUGCAUGAACGUGUCCCACCCAAGGAAGAGUCUCCGCCCCUGCCAGAUAAAUUCUUUGAUCUGUUUGAUCGUGUGGAGUGGGCGUUUUCCAUCUGUGAGAUCAACGGCAUGCUGCUUGUGGGACUGUGGUUUACACAGUGGCUUCUGCUUAAACACAGGUCCAUAAUCGGUCGUCGGUUCUUUUUUAUUGUGGGAACUCUGUAUUUGUACAGAUGCGUGACCAUGUACGCUACGACAUUACCUGUGCCAGGCAUGCACUUCAAGUGCUCCCCAAAGCUCUUCGGUGACUGGGAGGCACAGUCACGGCGAGUAAUGAAAAUGAUGGCAGGUGGUGGCCUGUCAAUCACUGGCUCACACUCUUUGUGUGGAGAUUACUUGUACAGUGGACACACAGUGAUGCUGACACUAACAUACCUCUUUAUUAAAGAGUAUUCUCCACGUAGGUUCUGGUGGUAUCACUGGAUCUGCUGGUGCCUGAGUGCUGUCGGUAUCUUCUGCAUCCUGUUGGCUCAUGAUCACUACACCAUAGACGUGGUGGUGGCCUACUUCAUGACGACACGCCUCUUCUGGUGGUACCAUACAAUGGCCAAUCAGCAGGCUCUAAAGGAAAUUUCCACUGGUAACCUGUUCUCUCGUGUGUGGUGGUUCGGUCCAUUCCAAUACUUUGAGAGUAAUGUACGUGGCAUUGUGCCUCGAAACUACCAGCUGCCAUUCUUGUUGCGAACAAUGACGUGCACCCGGGUUAAGUACAGUAAGCUGGACUCGCGUGAGUCAUGACCCAUGGCUCCUGAUUGGCUGGAGCUCUGUGAGACUCUAAAAGAGAAACUACUCUUCCCGUCAAGCCCUGCAAAACUGGUUGAGCACUGUGACGCUUAUACACAGAUCAUUUUGUAGUAUUUGAAGCAUUUCAAUGUCCCUAGCAGGUAUGUAUAUGUACAUAGCAGAGCGUCUAACAACUGGAUUUGAUUUGCUGCUCUUUAUAAUGGUUAAAAAUGGCCAGGCCUUGGUCUGAUAGAGACCUAAGCCUUUUUGCUGUCUUCUCGAUGGACUUGGUCUGGCGGAAUAUGUCAUUAAAGUUAAUUUACCUGCCAAAACUGUAUUGAAUAAACUGGAACCCUUAUAGAAACAGAUUUUCUUUUUAAAAAGCAGCUUUUUGUAGUAAUUGUAUUCAUUCUGGAGUAAGACUUUUUCUAAAUAUUUCGCAGGUUUAUUUUCCCAAAAAAGUGUCGUCCAAAUAGAAUAUCUUUUUUAGAUUUGUACCUUCCUGAAAGCUGGGACCCGUACAGCUUCAGUGUUUUCUAGUGCCUUUCUUCCAUACACAGAUAUAUAUAUUUCAACAUACAGUACAUACACAUGUAAUAUAUACACACACACACAUCAGUACAUUUACCUUGUAGAUGCUUUAAACAUUUAUAUAAUGUGUUAACCCGCAAUGUUGUCUGUCUGAAUGUCUAAAUGUUUCGUUUGGCCUGUGAUCAUUAAGGGAGGCAGUAUGUUUUUAUAGAAGCUUUGAAUGUGGGAGGUCAGUUCUGCCUUUCACAUUACAACAAUCCUUCGAAUCACACUUCCUAGUGUUUAAAAUUGGAUGAUUGUGUUCAGUUAUUUAUUACUGAAGAUUUACUUUUUCUUUUCAGUAUCGUCCAUUGGUCUAGCAAACAGAAUACAGAAGAAAUAUAGGAGGGACUAAUUUUGACGUUUUUCCAUCAGGAUAUAGUGUUCAUUUGACAAAACACUGCUCAAACUUUGUCACGACUGAAGGGCUGUUCAUACAGGACAUGUUUUUGCUUUCAAAAAAAGGUAUCCGUAGUGGAAUGAAACGAAAUGUUUUAAUAGUUUAACCGUUUUUAACAUGCAAAACGCAGCGAUUGUAUUCAGAGAUGUCCGUGUAGGGUAUGUUUACAUAGCAAAACAACUAAAAGUGGUGCAGAUGUGUGCCAGAACGCAUCUUGUGUGACUGGUCUCAGUGUGUGUUUCGUUAACUGAUUUAAUGCACCAAAGUUUUAAUCACGAGGUUAGCUCAGUCUCUUACUGCAAAAUAGUUUUCAUAAAGAAUCAAAGCUAGGCUUUGGAAACCAUCCUAAUAUAAAGGAAAGUCAGAAAAGAUUUAUUUAUACAGACUGAAUUUUUACAAUAUUACUCUAAUGAUGUAAGUGUGUGUAGAUGGGGUAAUCUGUACAUUAAAUAACAUGUAAUAUUGUUGUAUACUGUGCAACAACAUGUUCAUCUGUCAAAGUAAAUUACCCUAAUAUGUGUACCUUUCAACUAUAAAAGUUUGGUAAAAGAAGGUAUUCGAGGGCUUCUUCUUUAAUGUGAAGUGUGUCUGCUCAAAAUGUGCUUCUGCUAGCCGAAGGGAAUCAUCAAGUCUCUUGCUAAAUAGUCGGAAGUGUUGUAAAUGUUCUGGAGCAAGAACCAAAUAAAAACUGGUGUUAUUUGUGACAGGUAGACCGAAUGAUAGGCCUGUAAAACGACUGAAUGAAUCUCUGGAGUGUGAAUGUACAACAGUUUAGAACUGAAAGUAUAAUCAGAAGCACUUUAAAAUGAUGCCCAGCCACACACUUCUCCAACACACUGCACUUCAGUGACCUGCACGCUAAUUAACGCGGAAGGCAAAAACACCGUUUUAUUAUUCCCCCAAGUAACCGCCUGACUGAUGAUGAUGGUUUAAUGGUUUGUCUUUCAAAUGAAACUGACAGUGGAAUCAGACCUGUGAAUGUGUGACAUGUACCAAUAUGCAGCCAAAAUGUAACAUUUAGUGUGGAUAUGGAUGGCUGCUAUAUGCCACAUAAUUAUAUUUGUUUAUUUUUUGGGGGAGACCAUGGAUACGUCAUAAAAACCAGUGUUGGGAUAUAGAAGAUUUGAAGUUCUAAAUAAUAAAGCGUUUGUUUAUUUAAUUGGGAAAUCCAGAUUGUUAAGCUGACUGCCAACUGAUUGACAUGAGAAGUGAACAGAGUGUUGGCUUAUGACUAAAUGCAUGUUGUUGUUUUUUGUUGUUUUGUUUCCUUUUCAUUGUCAGUCAUAAAUCCAGCAUUGUCAAAUUACUUUGUCGAAUGUAAACCUGUGCUAAACAAUCUCUUAAUAUGAGACAAGGAGUGGGGCAGAUAUUGAAUAAAAAAUGUAAUAUUCUG
Messenger RNA from Sinocyclocheilus grahami, 3950 nucleotides. It is a transcript of the gene sgms1a, whose product is annotated as sphingomyelin synthase 1a. The transcript is spliced from 6 exons. Lineage: Eukaryota; Metazoa; Chordata; Actinopteri; Cypriniformes; Cyprinidae. Gene Ontology annotation, biological process: ceramide biosynthetic process; sphingomyelin biosynthetic process. Gene Ontology annotation, molecular function: ceramide cholinephosphotransferase activity; protein binding; sphingomyelin synthase activity. The record is from RefSeq and is a predicted model, not a curated record. Bases 343 to 1602 code for a protein of 419 amino acids. Gene Ontology annotation, cellular component: endoplasmic reticulum membrane; Golgi membrane; plasma membrane.